Messenger RNA from Penicillium roqueforti, 996 nucleotides. RefSeq lists its product as uncharacterized. The coding region runs from base 1 to 996 and encodes 331 amino acids. The record is from RefSeq and is a predicted model, not a curated record. The transcript is spliced from 2 exons. Lineage: Eukaryota; Fungi; Ascomycota; Eurotiomycetes; Eurotiales; Aspergillaceae.
AUGAGUUCAACAGCAUGUAUCAUCCAGGCUAACCCCGAUGUAUCUGGGGCCGGAAUCCGUAUAUCGAUUUACACCCUCUGCCUAGGCGGGUCGAUCGUUAGCUAUCUACUCCGCGUAUUUGCCCCAGGCGAAGACCAAGAAGAGUUCUCGCGAGGCGUGUGCUCCGCCCUCGGCUUGCAAGGCCUAGCCCUCCUCUGCACAGCGAUUUACCAGACAGUGCGGGGCGACCUAACACUCUUCCACGCGAUAUGUGUCGUGCACCUUCUCGCCAUACUUGGCAUGGAUUUGGUGAGCAAAGGCCGGUAUGAAGGUCUCGGUCCAUGGCGGCUAUAUUUCUUCUCCGCCAUCCAGAUUUUGGUUUUGGCGGCUUUCCUCGCUUUGAAUGUCUAUGUUUGGGUGACGGCGCCGCAAUUUGGCAGCCAGCCCCUGUGCAACAAGGACACGGUUUAUGUGGUCUUUGGAGUUAGCAUCAAAGCUACGUCUCCCGUAUUCCGGUAUAUCAUUCUCGGAACAUUGGGUGCGGUUGUAGCUGGCUAUGCUCUUGUUUUCACUUGUAUCUUACCGUGUCUGUGUGGGUACGCUGCGUACCGAAGACGGCAUCCCGACGCUGGAAACAGGAUUGAGGGCCAGAAGAGAGGCUGGAUGAAUUGGUUUAUGGAGGUUAAUCAUCCUAUUUACCAGGAUCAUCCCGAGCCACCCGAGAGGCUGCAUGGCCAGGCGCUGCUCAACUUUACGCUGAACAAGGUCGCGUAUUGUUCGUUCUGCAUAUACUUGAUUGUGUCGCUGGAGCAGACUAUCCAUCGGAAUAACCUCGACCCCGAAGAGAAAGGAUGGACGUUUGGACAGGUUAUUGCGAUUUUCUUGUUGUUAGGUGUCGCCAAUGAGCUGCUCAAUGUUCUUAUUGCGAGUUGGGAUAGGAGGCAGGCUGAAGGUGCUCAGCAGCUGGUGCAAUUUAGGCCGGGUACUGGGAACUCGGUGCAUUCCUCAUCUUCUUGA